Molecule: messenger RNA, 1711 nt
Organism: Phalaenopsis equestris
Lineage: Eukaryota; Viridiplantae; Streptophyta; Magnoliopsida; Asparagales; Orchidaceae
Product: serine carboxypeptidase-like 42
Exons: 10
Coding region: 128-1558 (476 amino acids)
Biological process (GO): proteolysis
Molecular function (GO): serine-type carboxypeptidase activity
Source: RefSeq, a predicted model, not a curated record
CUGUCGAAUUCUUCCCCAUCACAAUUCACCGCACCGGAGUUCACGUGCACUUAAAGCUCUUAACAGAAUUCGCGGAUAAUUUCGCUCUACAAGGCGUCGGAAUUCUAAGAGAAGCGAGACUGAAGAGAUGAGAGGCUGGCAACUUUUGAUUUCUAUGGUGCUCUGUGCUUUAAUGGCGGCGGAUUGCAUAGGCGUGAAGGCACGCCCAGUAGAGGAUUUGGUGGUGGAUCUUCCAGGACAGCCCCAGGUUGCUUUCAGGCAGUUUGCAGGUUAUGUCGAUGUGGACGAUAAGACUGGAAAGAGUCUCUUCUACUACUUCGCUGAGGCCGAAAGAGAAGCCGGCAAGAAACCUCUCACUCUUUGGCUCAAUGGAGGGCCUGGGUGCUCUUCAGUUGGAGGUGGUGCUUUCACUGAAUUGGGCCCGUUCUUCCCAAGAGGGGAUGGUAGGGGUCUCCGGAUAAACAAGCAUUCAUGGAAUAAAGAAUCAAAUCUGCUAUUUGUUGAAUCUCCUGCUGGAGUUGGAUGGUCUUAUUCAAACAGAACUUCUGAUUACACAACCGGAGAUGCAUCUACAGCAAAUGACAUGCAUAUAUUCUUGAUGCGAUGGUUCGAGAAGUUUCCCGAGUUCAAAACUCGAGACUUGUUUCUUACAGGAGAAAGUUAUGCAGGGCACUACAUACCACAACUCGCUCUUGUUCUCUUGAACCAUAACAAACAUCCAAAUAAUUUCAAGUUCAACAUUAAAGGAGUUUUUAUUGGGAAUCCUCUUCUGAAACUUGACCAGGAUGCUUCUGCCACUUACAAGUAUUAUUGGUCUCAUGGGAUGAUUUCUGAUGAGAUAGGCCUCAAGAUGAUGAAUGAGUGUGAUUUUGAGGAUUAUGAGUAUAGUGAUUCCCACAAUAUCAGCAAAACAUGCAACGAUGCAAUUGCAGAAGCAGAUAAAGAGGUCGGGGAUUACAUAAAUCCAUAUGAUGUGAUCCUUGAUGUCUGCUAUCCAGACAUUGUAGAGCAGGAACUGAGGCUGAAAAAAUAUGUUACUAAGAUGAGUGUCGGGGUUGAUGUAUGCAUGACUAGUGAAAGGCACUUUUAUUUCAAUCUACCAGAAGUUCAACACGCCCUUCAUGCCAACAGAACCAGUUUGUCUUAUAGCUGGAGCAUGUGCAGUGGGUUCCUAAAUUACAAUGAAGGUGAUGAAAACAUCAAUAUAAUUCCCAUCCUUAAAAGAAUACUUAGAAAACGUAUACCAGUUUGGGUUUUCAGUGGUGAUCAAGACUCUGUGGUGCCGCUCAUUGGCUCUAGGACACUUGUUCGAGAGCUAGCACAUGAAAUGCAACUUGGUGUGACAUUGCCUUACACUGCCUGGUUCCAGAAAGGCCAGGUUGGGGGAUGGGUGACCGAGUAUGGACACAUCCUAACGUUUGCGACAGUUCGCGGAGCUGCUCAUAUGGUGCCUUACUCGCAGCCAAAAAGAGCUCUUCUCCUCUUCAAAUCAUUCGUAAAUGGUCAAAGACUACCAAUUACAGCUGAUCCUCCCAUUAAUGAUGAAGAUCGCAGCUGAAGAUGCAUUCAUGAAAGGAAGUAUAGGAUUCAGAAUGUUACACUUUCCUUUUUUUUUACUAGCAUUGAAGUGAAAAAAUGGGUUGAAUGUUUCAAUUUCUCAUUCAUGCUCUUCCCCUUUAUUCACUUCAAUAUAGAAUUACAAUUCCUACUA